AUGGUCAUUGAUGGGAUUCCCAUGACGAACAAGACACGCUGGUCCAAAUACAGUGUACCGACCUUUAUCGGCCGAUAUAUCUUCCUUGGGGGUUACCUCCCAACCCUCCAUGCUCUCCUGGAUGCGACGCUCUGUGCUUGGAGAGACAACUUCCUCCGGAACUUGGGGAUUAUCGAGGCGGCGUUCCGGGCUGCACAACCUGAUGCGUCCGAUCAAAACGUCGAGGCAUUCCGUAAGAAAUGGUUGUAUGAUUUCAUCUACUGUGAGGCGGGAUUCCGCUUGAGGCUGUUGGGUAAUUACAUUAUUGUUGCGACGAAGACACCGAGUUGGGAUUUGAGCACGAUGUGA
This is a messenger RNA of Aspergillus pseudonomiae, 348 nucleotides long. RefSeq lists its product as uncharacterized. The transcript has 3 exons. The record is from RefSeq and is a predicted model, not a curated record. Bases 1 to 348 code for a protein of 115 amino acids. Lineage: Eukaryota; Fungi; Ascomycota; Eurotiomycetes; Eurotiales; Aspergillaceae.